CAAACAAUGAGGAUCAAUAUCAAUGAAAAUCAACGGAGAUCAAUUAGGAUCGAUGGUGAUCAAUCAGAGUAAGAAACGACUAUUUUCAAAAGAGAGAACCGCUCUGAUAUAUAAAAGAAGGCGCUGAAUCGACCGGUUGCGGGGAAAUUGACAGUGGGGGCUAAUAAGUAACUAUUUCUAGAACAGCCACUUUUUCUAUUACUAGUCAGCCACCACGUGGCUUAGCACUGCCACAACUCUAUCCAACCGACUGUCGGAAGGCAAGGCCGUCGUUUUACCUUGUCGCUGGUCUUGGCUCCCUGACAAUAAUCCGCUUUUACAUGGUUACUCUUGAGGGUUAAUCUAUUAUUUAUCACUAUUACUUCGAAAUUCUCGAGUCGAAAGUCAUUCGUUUUCGCGGCUUCAAAUGCUGGAUCUCACAUCUCUCAGACAACGAUUUUAGUAUUCGACCUACAUCGAGUCGGUCGAUCUAGCCAGAGCGAGAGCCAACCAAUUCGACACGACGCGGCGCUCUUGUUAAAAGUCGGCCGGGGAUUCAAUGCGGCCAACUAAAUAUAAUCAUCUUCAUUAGAGUGCGCAACCUUCUUCUCCGACAACCGACAAGGCUCCCGCGCGACCCUCAGCGGAACCCUUCUUUGCUGGAGAAAUCCUCUGGCUGAAGCCACUCCGUAUGAAGGAGGAGGCCCAAGGGCGUUAAGGAUCGGCUCAUACGAAGCAUGUCAGAUGAGCCAAAGGCAGAUGCUCCAUCUGCCGCCGUGGAAAACAAUGCGCCACCUCAAAACUUGACAAUAGACACCAGGGCAGCUGAUGGCCGAGGAAGUUCUGCGCAGAGGACCCCGUCGCCUCUUAGCCCAUUAUCCAGGACCCCAUUACCCAGGGCAAACACCGCACCUAUACCACCAUGGCAGCCUGCCGUAUCGCCAGCGUUGUCACCGAUAUCUCCAACCGGGCGCGAUCGAGGUUACUCGCUGAGACGGGCUCUUUUCACCAGAGGUGUCGUCGCCACGAAAGACAUCGAGCUUGCGGAAAGCGGACCGCCACAACCACCGCAAGAUGGCUACCCAUUCCCACCAACCGCGGCACCAAUCGAGGAGAAGAAAGAAGAUACAAGAUCUGAAGUUGCUGCGGCACCUGCGGCAGAUCUUCCUCCAAUACAAGAGUCAAAGAGCAAUUUCAUGACUGAUUCUCUACCAAACUACUCACAAUGGGUUAUACAGCAGAGGAAACAUGGUCUGAUUUCGAAAGUUGAGACGAACUGCAAGAAGACAUACAAGGAAUUGAGAAAACGCAUUCUUAGAAUUCAAGAUAUUCCACCAAGUAAAGAUGGACGGCAUAUAUACCUGGACCCGUCGAGGAGACGGCCUUGCAUGGACGAAAGAACAAACAAGGACUACAUUGGAAACUCGAUACGUUCUUCCAGAUACACGCUAUGGAAUUUCUUGCCGAGACAGCUUUUGUUCCAGUUCGGGAAGAUCGCCAAUUUUUACUUCCUGAUUAUUUCAAUUCUUCAAAUGAUCCCAGGACUGAGUACCACCGGUACAUAUACGACGAUCGUUCCGUUGUUAGUCUUCAUCACUUUGAGUAUGGCGAAGGAGGGUUAUGAUGAUGUCCGCCGUUAUAAGUUGGAUAAGGCGGAAAACAGGAGAGAGACCCAGGUUAUGCGCGAGGUUUCCGAGUCCGAAACUGUCUCUGACGAUUCGGAUGUUUGGGUGGCUACCAAGUGGCAAGAUGUCAAGGUUGGGAACAUCAUUAAACUUUCCAGAAACGAUGCAGUCCCGGCGGAUAUUGUACUGCUCCAUUCUGAUGGCGUGAAUAAUAUCGCCUAUAUCGAGACCAUGGCGCUGGACGGCGAAACCAACCUCAAAGCCAAGCAACCGUCCCCCAAUAUGGCGGGCAAGUGUCAAAAUGCGAAUGCCAUAGCAAAGUGCGAUGCGCUCUUUGUGGCUGAGGAUCCUAAUAUUGAUUUGUACAACUUUGAGGGCAGAGUCACGGUAGACGGCGACACCCUACCACUUACUACCGCCGAGAUUGUUUACCGUGGCAGUGUUCUUCGCAACACAAAUACUGCCAUUGGCAUGGUGGUUAAUACUGGAGAGGAGUGCAAAAUUCGAAUGAACGCCAACAAAAACCCGAGAAUUAAGGCGCCUACCAUGCAAUUCGUUGUCAAUAGAGUUGUCAUCAUUAUAGUUUUCUUCGUCCUUGGCUUGGCAAGUAUAUGCACCAUUGCUUACCAGGUCUGGUCAAAGAACGUCGAGUCAAAAUCGUGGUACCUGUCCGGCGCGAGAGUACCAGCUGGGCAAAUUCUAUCCAGCUUCAUCAUUAUGUUCAACACUAUGAUCCCACUCUCGUUGUACGUGAGCUUGGAGAUUAUUAAGUUGUGGCAACUGUUACUCAUGAACGACAUCGACAUGUACGACCCGAUUUCUGACACACCCAUGCAAGCCAAUACUACAACUAUCAACGAAGAACUAGGCCAGAUCAGCUACGUCUUCUCCGACAAGACGGGAACUCUUACAGAUAACGUCAUGCGCUUCCGUAAGAUGAGCGUUGCCGGAGUCUCUUGGCUCCACGAUUUUGAUAUUCAGAAGGAAGCUGCCUUAGCGGCGCCGGCAGGAAAAGCGACAGGCAAAGGCAAACAAAAGGCAAGGAAGUCACGAGGCUCGAGUUCAACCCGUUAUACCAUCGAUUCGACGAGCGCGGAUGAUAGAAGCUCGGAAGCUGAGUAUGGAAAGAGAGCCCUUGCAAGCACCCAAUUUUUGAAAACUGCAGCACGAUCGAUAAGGGCGCAAUCGGACCAGCUGAAGACACAACAGCUACUAGAAUACCUGCGCCACAAGCCGCAUGGUGUGUUUGCUCGAAAAGCUAGAUUCUUUUUGCUCUCAUUGGCACUUUGCCACACCUGUCUCCCUGAGACACAGGAAGAUGGAACCAUCGAUUUUCAAGCCGCCUCACCGGAUGAACUCGCUCUUGUUCGGGCAGCUCAAGAUCUUGGUUACAUGGUCAUUGAUAGAGCUGCUCAGACGAUUACAUUGAAGACCCGCCCUAACGGAUCUACUGGCCCCGAGACUGUCGAGGUUUAUACCGUUCUUGAUGUGAUCGAGUUCACCAGUAAGAGGAAGCGCAUGUCCAUAAUAGUCCGCUUUCCCGACGGCCGCCGAUGCGUGUUCUGCAAGGGAGCAGACUCGGCGGUUGUGAAGCGAUUGAAGCUCAGCCACCUCGCCACACAGAAAAGGGCGGAAGUUGAGCGAAGGUCUAGCAUGCGCAAGAGCAUGGAUGCGGAGCAAGCUCUAAGGCGGAGAAGUGAUGCAUACAAUGGCAGCCCAAGGAACAGCAUGAGCAUUGACUUGAACAGGAGUCUAGACCUCGCGCGAACUAGUCUAGGUGCUGCCCCAAGGACAAGUGGAGUUGGGAACAGGUUCAGGCCAUUCCGCGAAGAAAUGAAGUCUUGGCUUGAGGACCGCGAAACUAAUACCGAACCUCACUCUGCCGCCAAUUCUAUUGAAUAUGCGAGCCCAAAAACAUCGCUUCAGAUGCCUAGGAAGUCAUUCGCUUCCGUGAUCAUCGAUGAAGACGAAUACUUUGACCACAUGGUCGAUGAAUCGCUAGCUGUCAAUGAGGCGGCGGUUUUUGAGCGCUGCUUUCAACACAUCGAAGACUUCGCGACUGAAGGUCUUCGAACCUUGCUCUACGGAUACAAAUUUAUCGAUGAACAGGAGUAUAACGUAUGGAAGAAAGUAUACCACGAUGCGGCUACGAGUCUCGUAGAUCGGCAGGAACUGAUCGAAGCAGCUGGAGACUUGAUAGAGCAGGAUUUCGACCUAGCAGGUGCUACUGCUAUUGAAGACAAAUUGCAGAAGGGAGUGCCCGAGACGAUUGAGAAACUUCGACGAGCGAAUAUCAAGCUGUGGAUGCUUACUGGCGAUAAGCGCGAGACGGCCAUCAACAUUGGCCACUCUUGCCGUCUUAUUAAGGAUUACUCAAAGGUGAUAAUUCUCGACACAACUUUAAGUACUGUUGAACAACUCAUGGCCACGUCACUUUUGGACAUUGGCCAGGGUUCAGUUGCACAUUCCGUUGUCGUCGUUGAUGGCCAAACGCUCAGCGAUAUUGAAGCCAACGAGACAUUAUCCCAGCUAUUCUUCAGUCUUGCGGUCCACGCCGACUCCGUCAUUUGCUGCCGCGCCUCACCGUCCCAAAAAGCGCUUCUUGUUAGGAAGAUCCGCCUUCGUGUCAAUGGAUCUGUCACCCUUGCCAUUGGUGAUGGCGCCAACGAUAUCGCUAUGAUUCAAGAAGCCCACGUUGGUAUUGGUAUCACAGGAAAGGAGGGCUUGCAAGCAGCGCGCAUUUCCGAUUACUCGAUAGCUCAGUUUCGCUUCCUCCAGAAGCUGUUACUGGUCCACGGCCGUUGGAAUUACGUCCGUACUGGAAAGUACGUGCUGGGGACUUUCUGGAAGGAGAUGCUGUUUUAUCUGACUCAAGCUCUGUACCAACGCUGGAAUGGGUAUUCCGGCACUUCCUUCUACGAAUCCUGGAGUCUGAGUAUGUUCAACACGCUGUUCACGUCGCUCCCUGUCAUCUUCUUGGGUAUUCUCGAGCAGGAUUUGAGUGCUGCGACUUUACUCGCCGUGCCUGAAUUGUAUUCUCAGGGCCAGCGUGGCGAGGCGUUCAACAUCAGGAAAUAUUUCGGAUGGAUGUUCAUGGCUACCCUUGAAGCCGGCCUUGUGUAUUUCAUGGUGGUCAGCCUGUUUUCGUGGCCUGCUAUUAGCGGCGACGAUGGGAUUUUUGCGAUGGGGGAUCUCUCGUUCGGUAUUUGCGUCGUUAUCAUCAACACGAAACUCCUGUUCAUUGAGAAACAGAAUAAAACUCUCCUUUCACUACUCGCUUUUACUAUUUCCAUCUCCCUCUGGACCCUUUGGAAUAUUGUUCUUAACUAUAUAUACGCUACUAAAGAAUCGCUAGCGUAUAAUGUACGCAAUGGAUUCAUCAAGAGUUUUGGGGGGUCGCUUCCAUGGUGGAUAACUGGUGUGGUUACUUUCACGGCGUUCCUGAUUUUCGAGUUUGGGGUCGCCAGCGUACGCAAGACGUUCUGGCCGGUUGAUACGGAUGUUUUCCAAGAACUGGAGAAGGAUAAGGCAAUGAAGAGGAAGUUUGAGAUGGCGUGCAGGGAUGUACUGAGCGGGACGAAGGGUGCGACGGAGGCUGAAAUAUUAGAGGAGCAAGAGAAGGAAGAGGAGGAGCGGGAGAAAAGGAGGUUGGAGGAGGAGGUGAGCCAACUGUUACAUAAGAGGGCGAUAGAAGCGGCUGCACAGGAUACCACGGUUAGAAAGUAGUGAAUUACAUAUAUAUUUGACACGCACUUGUUGUUCCCCUUCAUCGUCCUAGUUAUCCUCGUUGCUAGUAGUUGCUGAAACCAUGGGAUAUGAGGAAGAGGCCUAACAGUAACAAACUAUCCGUCAACGUUCCACGGCCCAUAAAUGGUGCGAUAAAUUCACAUCUUCGAGAAAACAUCACGGAAUCUAAAGUCAC
Messenger RNA from Pseudogymnoascus verrucosus, 5526 nucleotides. RefSeq lists its product as uncharacterized. Gene Ontology annotation, biological process: intracellular protein transport; post-Golgi vesicle-mediated transport; endocytic recycling. Lineage: Eukaryota; Fungi; Ascomycota; Leotiomycetes; Thelebolales; Thelebolaceae. The transcript is spliced from 2 exons. Gene Ontology annotation, molecular function: ATP hydrolysis activity; ATP binding; magnesium ion binding. Gene Ontology annotation, cellular component: plasma membrane. The record is from RefSeq and is a predicted model, not a curated record. Bases 717 to 5330 code for a protein of 1537 amino acids.